Messenger RNA from Darwinula stevensoni, 508 nucleotides. The record is from the annotation of a GenBank genome assembly. NCBI's taxonomy places the organism in Eukaryota, Metazoa, Arthropoda, Ostracoda, Podocopida, Darwinulidae.
GGAAAGGUCGGGAGCAGGCCGACUCGAGAGACCGAAGCCGCGGCUCGCCGAGAGCCAAAGAUGAACUUGAAAACGGGACUCGCCCUCCUGCCCUUCGCCCUCUGGAUCCAGACGGUCGUCGCAGUCACGUUCAAGGAUCUGUACAGGCGGGACGGGGAGGAGAUGGGCUUCGUCGAGAGGUGGAUGCCGGCCGUCCACUUGGCCGAUUCGAUCGUGGAGAAUUUCCUCCGAGAAUCGCCGUGCGGAUCCUCCGAAUCCGGCGAGGGAGUCUGCAGAAAGAAACGGGACGCGACCCAGGCGAAUCCGAUAUUCGGCCCGAACUCCCGCGUCCGGGGAACGACCCCAUCUUCCUUCUACAUGUACAUCGAGUACUCCUUCACCAUGUUCGGCUUCGACAUCCCCCUGCCCUACCCGCCCGGGGAGAAGGCGGGCAUCGCGUCUCCAGGAGACAAGGAGGUCGCCAAUUAGUCUUAUCCCAGAGUAUCGAGCAGUUGAUAAAAUAGACGAG